AUGACGGACCCUACAGCUCCCGCCCCACCGGCCGCCGAGGAGGAGAAGGGCCCUUCGAAGCGUGCGCUUGAGAAGGCCGCGAAGAAAGCAGCAGCAAAGGCCAAGAAGGCCGAGCAUGCCCUCCGACCCAAAGAGCAGGCCAAACCCAGCACCAAGAGCGAGCCGACGAGCAUCUUCUCUGAGGGCUGGCUGAAGCGCAUCUACGAAGAGAAGCCCGUGUCAGAAGUCAGAACCCGAUUCCCUCCCGAACCAAACGGCUUCCUCCACAUCGGUCACGCCAAGGCCAUCGCCGUCGACUUUGGCUUCGCAAAGCAUCACAAUGGCAAGUGCUACCUGCGAUACGACGACACCAACCCGGAGAAGGAGGACGAGAUCUACUUCACGGCCAUCCUGGAUAUCGUCAAGUGGCUAGGCUUCGAGCCGUGGAAGAUCACAUACAGCAGCGACAACUUUGACAAGCUGUACGAGCUUGCAGAGCAGCUUAUCAAGAAGGACGGCGCCUAUGUGUGCCAUUGCUCACGCGAGGAGAUCAACAACCAGCGCGGAGGACCCGACAACAGAGGCAAACGCUAUGGCUGCGCACACCGCACACGGCCGAUCGAAGAGUCCCUCACCGAAUUCCGGGCGAUGCGCGAUGGCAAAUACCAGGCUGGAGAGGCUUUCUUGCGCAUGAAGCAGAAGUUGACGGACCCGGAUGAGGGCAACCCGCAGAUGUGGGACCUGCCCGCCUACCGCGUUGUCAAGGAGAACCACCACCACCGAACUGGCGACAAGUGGAGAAUCUACCCUACCUACGACUUCACCCACUGCAUUUGCGAUGCUCUCGAAGGAAUUAGCCAUUCGUUGUGUACAGUCGAGUUCCGCCAGUCGCGUAUCUCUUACGACUGGUUGCUGGAGCAGCUGGACAUGAAAGUGCCCAAGUCGGAGGAGAAGGGACCAAUGCAGCGAGAAUUCGGACGCCUAAGCGUUGGCGGCACGAUCCUCUCGAAGCGACGCAUUCUCCAGCUCGUCGAAGGCACAACUGUCGAAAAGAAGAACGCGGAUGGCACAGUCGAGACCAAAAAGAUACCCGGCGUAGUACGAGGAUGGGACGACCCCCGACUCUUCACCAUGGUUGCGCUGCGCCGUCGCGGCAUCCCAGCCAAGGCCAUGCUCAACUUCGUGGACGAGCUCGGCGUCACGGAUGCGCUUUCGGAGAUCGAGCCUCCACGUUUCGAAGCUUCAAUCCGCAAACACCUCGAGCGAACCGUGCCACGCCAGAUGAUGGUGCUCGACCCUAUCAAAGUAGUCAUCGAAGACUUCGCGACCGAAGACGAACAAGAAAUAACAGUCCCUUACGACCCCAAGGGCACCAUACCUGGUGAGCGCAAGGUGAAGAUUGGUAGCGCCGUCUACAUAGACCGCAGCGACUUCAGAGAGGAAGACAGCGCCGACUACUUCCGUCUGGCGCCAAACAAGGCCGUUGGUCUAUACAACCUCCCCUUCGCGAUCCGUGCGACAUCCUUCUCUAAGGAUGAAAAUGGCAACGUGUCUGAGAUCAAAGCUGUCAAGGUGCCAGGUACCGAGAAGCCCAAAGCCUACAUUCAAUGGGUGGACGUCGCAACAGCCGUUCCCGUCACAGCACGUCUGUACAACUCGCUCUUCAAGACUGAGUCGCCCAACACACUGGACUGGAAGACGGGCAGCUGGGCUGAUGAUCUCAACCCCAACUCCGAAAUCAUACAUGAUAAGGCAGUCAUCGAGCGGGGUAUCAAGGACCUCAUCAGCGAGACUUCACUGGAUCUGAGCGGAUCUUCGGACGCUCUUGUGCGCUUCCAGGCGCUGCGCACUGCUUACUUCUGUGUCGAUAUUGAUUCCACAGAGGACAAGAUUGUACUUAACCAGAUCGUCAGUCUGAGAGAGGACAAGGGCAAAUAG
Messenger RNA from Alternaria ethzedia, 1917 nucleotides. RefSeq lists its product as uncharacterized. Gene Ontology annotation, biological process: glutaminyl-tRNA aminoacylation; translation. The record is from RefSeq and is a predicted model, not a curated record. Gene Ontology annotation, cellular component: cytosol; cytoplasm. Bases 1 to 1917 code for a protein of 638 amino acids. The transcript has 3 exons. NCBI's taxonomy places the organism in Eukaryota, Fungi, Ascomycota, Dothideomycetes, Pleosporales, Pleosporaceae. Gene Ontology annotation, molecular function: ATP binding; glutamine-tRNA ligase activity.